This is a messenger RNA of Eriocheir sinensis (Chinese mitten crab), 1377 nucleotides long. RefSeq names its product triosephosphate isomerase-like. Gene Ontology annotation, molecular function: triose-phosphate isomerase activity. The record is from RefSeq and is a predicted model, not a curated record. The coding region runs from base 243 to 1052 and encodes 269 amino acids. Gene Ontology annotation, cellular component: cytosol. Gene Ontology annotation, biological process: gluconeogenesis; glycolytic process; glyceraldehyde-3-phosphate biosynthetic process. NCBI's taxonomy places the organism in Eukaryota, Metazoa, Arthropoda, Malacostraca, Decapoda, Varunidae. The transcript has 5 exons.
GAAAGUAAACAUCAAUAAGGCCAUGUCCUGCGUCAGUGACUUCCUGUCAGCGUAGAGAGAAAACGUAUUUACUGUUUACCGAACUAAAGUAAAAUUCUUUCCCAUGCGUCGAUACCUUCGUCAUAGGCCUUCCGGUGUGCCGGGCACAUAUAAGCUGCCGCCGUGCCCAACACAGCCACACAAACUCGACUUCCUUCCUCUAAGUGGACCGUCGCAGCGUCUCCUCCACCUCAACCACCAAAAUGUUUGACGGCAAGAAAUUCUUCGUGAUCGGCAACUGGAAGAUGAACGUCGACAAGGCUCGCAUCGACAACAUCGUGAAGAUGAUGCGCGCUGCCUCUCUCAGCCCCAGCACAGAGGCGGUGGUAGGUUGCCCAUCAUGCUACCUGGCCUACGCCCGCCAGCAGCUGCCGUCCAACAUCGGUGUGGCGGCACAGAACUGCUACAAGGAAGCGCGAGGCAACUUUAGCGGCGAGAUCUCGCCGGCCAUGAUUCAGGACUGUGGGUGUGAAUGGGUGAUCCUGGGCCACCCGGAGCGUCGGACGCUGUUCCAGGAGUCAGACGAGUUCAUUGGCCAGAAGGUAGCACACGCCAUGAAGGCGGGACUCAAGGUGGUGGCGUGCCUAUGCGAGACGAAGGAGGACCGUGCAGCUGGACUCACGCAGGAGGUUCUUGCCGCCCAGCUGGAGUCUCUGGCGGCGUCGAUCAGCGACUGGUCCCGGGUAGUGUUGGCCUUCGAGGCGCUGUGGGCCAGCAACACGGGGGUGCUGGCCACGCCCGCCCAGGUACAGGAGGCCAUGGCCAUGAUACGGGAGUGGCUGCGGCUCCACGAGGGGAACAGCGUCGCCGACAGCACGCGUCUCAUCUACGCCGGCUCGGUGUCCUCCGGCAACUGCGAGGAGCUGGCGCGGCUCAAGGACGUGGACGGCUUUCUUGUGGGCAGCGCUGCGCUCAAGCCAGACAUCGUGGACAUCAUCAACUCCGGCGGCUCCCACGUGUCCAAGCUCAUCUCCUACUUCUCCGGCGAACACCAUGACGAGAUCUCCGUCUGAGCACGUCGUCUGGUGCGUGGCACCUAUGCCGUAAUAUCUGUCGGGUAUUGGGUUGCGAUGCUUGGUGUGUGAAUCCCAUAUGUCUAGUCCAUGUGGAUGACGCUAUUUAUUGUUAUUUAUCAUGCAAAUUUAUAUUUAUGAAAAUAGAUUAUAUAAAACAAUACUCGAAAAUUUAUUUUUCUCAACAAAGAAAAGACAUAUAAUGUGAUAUACUUGGAGUGUGUGUGUGUGUGUGUGUGUGUGUGUGUGUGCGCGCGCGCGUUUUCGGGUGUAUUUGUGCCUGUGCGUGUUUGCCUAUGUGCGUUUGUGUGGGGGGAUAUGAUGU